Eremomyces bilateralis CBS 781.70 is the source of this 768-nucleotide messenger RNA. RefSeq lists its product as uncharacterized. The transcript has 3 exons. The coding region runs from base 1 to 768 and encodes 255 amino acids. NCBI's taxonomy places the organism in Eukaryota, Fungi, Ascomycota, Dothideomycetes, Eremomycetales, Eremomycetaceae. The record is from RefSeq and is a predicted model, not a curated record.
AUGGCAGGCUUCCGUCGAAUAUUCUCUACCGUUCAUGUUUUGUUCAUUGCUGUUCUAAUCCAAUCCGUCUCGUCUCAAACAGCAGUAACGAACAGAAUCAUCAUUAAAGCGUAUCCAUCGGAUGGUGCGGUUCUCGGUGAGAAAACCACCCUCGAAUAUGAGGCACCAACAAACGAUCCCGUGAAGAUCGAGCUCUUCUGGGAUGGUUCGUUCAACGCAACCGUCGGGAGCGGGACGGACGGCUCCUUCGAUUGGACUCCAUCCACCUCUCUGGUAGCAGGACCCGAUUACUACCUGACGUUCAGCCAAUCCAUAAGCAACUCCGCCCUAGGGUUACUGAAUUGGUCGGACCCGUUCCCACUGCUGAGAAAAACGGAGAAUGGGAUAGUCACUUCUGACGGACCGACUAAUUUGCCAUCCUCGACGUCGUCAUCCGUACCAUCUUCUUCACCAACCGGAGAGACAUCAUCCCCUUCAUCCGACACAGCUGGCAAAACCGGUCUGUCAAUCGGCGAGAAAGUCGCCAUUGGCAUCACUGUACCCAUCGCCGUGAUUAUCCUCAUCGCUGCCGCCUUCUUUUUCGGUCGACGGAGAGCUGCAAAACGAAAGUCUGCGGUGGCUGAACCGUAUACUGAGAAGCCAGAAUUGGAUGGAACUGCGAAAGAGCAUGAUAUAUUGGAUGGACGAGAGGUCGUCGCGUGGGAGUUAGCCGCACAGGACAGUGGAAGAGACGGGAAAGCAAGAGGGCCGGUGAGUGAGUUGCCUUGA